Molecule: messenger RNA, 1712 nt
Organism: Scomber japonicus (chub mackerel)
Lineage: Eukaryota; Metazoa; Chordata; Actinopteri; Scombriformes; Scombridae
Gene: pex10
Product: peroxisomal biogenesis factor 10
Exons: 6
Coding region: 351-1331 (326 amino acids)
Biological process (GO): protein import into peroxisome matrix
Cellular component (GO): peroxisomal membrane
Molecular function (GO): zinc ion binding
Source: RefSeq, a predicted model, not a curated record
GUUUCCUGGCUGUGGCUCCUGCUGUAGCUCCGUGAAGCUGUCAAACAACUGUCCACUACCAGGAGAUAUGAGCGUAUAUUCUUACCGUUCAGGAUACAGAGAGUCAGGAUAACACCGCGCAGUUACAGUUUCUCUGGUUAUGUUUCACAGCAUCGCGGCUAAUUGAAUGCUAUCUGACCUAGCAUUUAGCGUUAGCACUUUGUAUGCUACAAGUCUAAUGAGUGUUUUAUUGGACUGACAUGCUGUUUCGUGGAUGCAGACAUAAGUGAUCGAUCUAAACAGCUCUCAGUGGAGAUAAACAUGUCAUCAUGAAGUGUGUAACUUGAUGUGUUCUCUGAUAUUAGCUUACAAUGCCUCUUGCUCCUGCUAACCAGUCUCAGUUGAUUCGGUCCAGUCAGAAGGAUGAAUAUUAUCAAACGUAUCUGAGGAACAACGCCAACGAAGCUUUCCAGACACUUGCUGGAUCCAAAAGAUGGUUGGACUGGAGGAAAGAGAUAGAGCUGCUGUCAGACAUUGCAUACUAUGGUUUAACCACAUUCUCAGGUUACCAAACUCUGGGUGAGGAGUAUGUCAACAUCAUCCAGGUAGACCCCAGUCAACGUCAUAUCCCCUCCGUGGUCAGACGAGGCCUGUUUGUCCUCUGCCAUGCCUUCCUGCCUUACCUGCUGGACAAGGUCCUGAUCUGUCUGGAAAACGAGCUGGAAGGCGGACAGGAGCACCGCAGCAUCAGACGGACACAGGUGGCGUCUGGACCAUGGAGUCUGGAGUCUUGGCUGAGGAGGUGGAUGCAGAAGGCAGUUGGGUUGUUGUCAGAGUCUCAGAGGAGAGCGUACCUGCCAGCUGUGUUUGUCCUCCAGCACAGCCUGACACUCCUGCACAGACUCCAUGUGGCUCUGUUCUACAUCAGCGGCUCCUUCUAUCACCUUUCCAAGAGGACGGCUGGUAUCAGCUAUGUGCGUGUGUCGGGGCCGAGGAGUGACGACGGGACCAUCAGGGGCAGCUACAGACUGCUGGGAGCCAUGUCCCUCCUCCAGCUGAUCAUCACUGUGUGUCUGCAGCUGAACAACUUCAGACAGAGACAGAGAGCCAGGCAGGAGUGGAAGCACUACAGGAACCUCAGUGUCAGUCCUCAGCACACUCAGAGCUCAGGAUCCAGAGCCAGCCGCUGUAUCCUCUGCCUGGAGGAGAGGAGACACUCCACCUCCACUCCCUGUGGACACCUCUUCUGCUGGGAGUGUAUCACAGAGUGGUGCAACACUAAGGCAGAGUGUCCUCUGUGUCGGGAGAAGUUCCAGCCUCACAGACUAGUGUACCUGAGGAACUACAGCUGAAACCUCUGCUGGACUGCAUCUGAAUACAGGUGCAGGCAGGCUGAACAUGUGAAGACAAACUAUUUUCCAGCAGCCCCACUGAACUGAGCUUCUUUAAUAUAUACACACAACCUUUGUGUGCUUCUGAGCCUUUCUUUAAAAUGAUUACUCUUUCUGCCUUUUUUAGGGGAAGUUAUUAAUUUUGUUAAUUUAUUUUGGAUUGUAUCAGUCCAAUCAUCAAUACUGCAGCUCUGUUGAUUGAAUUACAACUUUAACAUAUGUUUAAUAAAUAAAUGUGAACAAGGACAACAAUGCUUCAGUUGUAACAUUUACAGAUUACUGUGCUUUUCUGUCAUGAACAGUCUGUUGUAUGAAUGGCAGAUUGAACUGAUGAAUGGACUG